Bactrocera dorsalis (oriental fruit fly) is the source of this 6345-nucleotide messenger RNA. It is a transcript of the gene Klp54D, whose product is annotated as kinesin-like protein KIF12. Lineage: Eukaryota; Metazoa; Arthropoda; Insecta; Diptera; Tephritidae. Gene Ontology annotation, molecular function: microtubule binding; ATP binding; microtubule motor activity. The coding region runs from base 580 to 2760 and encodes 726 amino acids. The transcript has 10 exons. The record is from RefSeq and is a predicted model, not a curated record. Gene Ontology annotation, biological process: microtubule-based movement.
AAUCGGCAAUUUCAACGAACAUGUUUCAAAUAAAAAGUGGUAGUGCCACGCACUCUCGCCAGUUGGAAUUGAGAUUUCGGAGCACAAACACCAAAAGUUGACAAACUACCGCUAGUUUGUAGUACGAAUGUGCAACACUCGACCAAAACUCAUACUUAAACAGCUAUAUUAUUGUUAAUGUUCUUAUACAAAGGAACUUUUCCACCCCGUUGUUGAUUUUGCUCGAAUAAAUUACGGUCGAAUAAAUUACGUCUUUAAUAACGUAUAAAAAUUUAAAAGUCUCUUAACUCAGGUGGCAAAUGAAAACAUACAUACUAUAUGUAUCAGUGUAAUUGUCUGGAUGUAUUUAAAUGAAAUAAAUUAGUGGCAAUGAAGUUAGAAGGAAUUAUGGCGCCUGAUUUCACCAUCGUAUUGAGGCAAUAGAAAGUGAAAGUAUUUGAGACCUCUUAGAAAUCGAUUAAAUAUAUAUACAUAUGUAUAUGUACAUAUAUGUGUACAUACAUAUUAAAUAAUGCUAAUCUAAAUAUUUUCACAUAAUUAGCAAAUUAAACAUAACUUAUUUGAAAAAAUUGAAGAAGUAUGGUUACACGAGCAUCCAGUGUGCCCCAUUUGAAUAGCAGUGGCGGAAGCAGCAAUGAAAGCGCCACCGGUAGCGCGUCCGGAUCUAGAGGUCGUCGAAGUCGCCUGCCCAAUUCGCGUACACGACAUGUGGGUAAAAGUGUCACGCCCAUUCAGACACGCAGUACACCAGGCAGCAUGCCGCGUUCUCGAAGCCUCACCCACGGAAUGCAAAGAGUCACUCCUCAAAAGUCCUCAAAUAGUUCGGGUGGUGUGCGCUCGAGAAACACUCCAGUCUUUUUACGUUCCAGGGAGAACGAAAUUGGUAGUGCGGACACUUUGGAAAUAGUGGCAUCGAAAUCCACUGGCAGUGAACCCUCAACACCGGAGGACAACAUCAAUGUUGUGGUGAGGGUGCGACCGCUUAAUGAGAAGGAAAAACGUGAUAGAUAUGGCAUGAUUCUUCAGUUCCCUGGAAAUGGACAAAUUAUUAUCGAAAGCAGUGAGAGAAACAACAAGAAAUCACGAAAUCAAGAGAAUGUUCAUGUAUUUACUUAUAACGUUGUAUUUGAACCCGGAGCGACUCAGGAGGAUAUUUUGGAUUAUUCAGGCAUCAAACGCAUCAUUGACAUGGCAAUCGAAGGUUUUAGCUGUACUGCGUUUUGUUAUGGACAAACUGGAUCGGGAAAAACUCAUACGUUGACUGGUCCACCUGACUUGUUUCACGGCAAGCCGAAUCUAAAGGAUCCCCGACAUGGUCUUAUCUUCCGGUCGUUUUUAUACCUCUUCCAGUUGAUUAAAAAUCGAAAGGACGUAAAUUAUGUAUUGAAAGCAUCUUUUCUUGAAAUCUACAAUGAACGAGUGAUUGAUUUAUUGAAUCCAGGAUCAGCGAGAAAGCCACUGGCAGUUCGUUGGUCAAAAAAAUCGCGAGGAUUUUUUGUAGAGAACCUUUUCACUGUUGAUUGCGAAGAGUUAGAUGACCUGUUAGCAGUUCUGGAAGAAGGGAUGAGAAACCGCGCUGUUGGAUCCCAUGCCAUGAAUGAUCACUCGUCCCGAUCGCAUACCAUGCUCACUGUGCAUAUUAUUUCAGAGCAACAAACCGACGGUGGAGUUUUUAUUUCAAAGCAUGGAAAAAUCAACUUUGUAGAUCUGGCUGGCAGCGAACUCACCAAGAAAACGCUUAGUGAAGGCAAGACUCUGGAAGAAGCUAAUAAUAUAAACAAAAGUUUGAUGGUUUUGGGUUAUUGCAUUGCAUCACUGAGCGACGGCAAAAAAAGAUUUGGUCAUAUUCCCUACCGGGAUAGCCAACUAACUAAAUUACUCGCUGACAGUUUAGCUGGAAAUGGCGUUACGCUCAUGAUCGCUUGUGUAUCUCCAGCGCAAUAUAAUCACGCCGAGACCUUGAACACCUUACGUUACGCGUCAAGAGCCAAACGUAUUCGUACAAAACCUGUCAUUAUGAUGGAUCCACGUGAGGCACUCAUUCUUAGCCUAAAACGUGAUAUAAACGCUUUAGUAAUGGAAAAUGAUCACCUCAAAUCCGCACUCAACCUGCACCAUGAAUCACUCAAGACUCCGAAUGAAAAACACCAGAAUGGAGAAUUAUUGGAAAUGCAUCUUGAGCGAGUUGCCACCGGUGGCAUGGCAGUACCAAAAGUUGAUUUGGAACGAUUAGCAGAGCUGGAUGGCAAUGAACUAGCCGAACUAGUGAAGUUAUAUAUGCAAGAGAACGAAGCAUUACGACAGGAAAACAAUCAUCUAUUUACAGUACGCGAAACCAUACUCAGGGACCAAGAAAUCGUAUGUCGCGAGAAUGAACGAUUGUUAAAAAAGCUUGAGGAUGUUAAUAAGGUUUGUGUGCGCUCACCUCUAAUACCCGCGCGUUCCGCAAUAACGGCCGACUCUGGGAAUGGCACAGCAAGAUCCGAGAUUUGGACAAAUCCUCACGAUGAACCUAUCCACCAGCGCCCUACGGAAAUGGAAGGCAGGAUAUCGGAGAAUAAAGAUAAGCGCUCUGAUGAGGAUCAACGUAUAAUCGAUCAACAACGCAUUGCAAAAAAUAUUAUGUUAAUGGCCAGUUCAUUUCCGAAAAAGCCUGAUGAGAUAAAAAAAGAAGGAUACCAAACUGAACAAUGGAAAAUGUUACAAAACGACACACCGACAACACCCCAACCAGAUUAUAUGCCAGACAUGCUUAUGUGAACAAAUGCACAUGACAGUUCAUGCCGAUAUACUAUAUACAUAUGUAUGUAUGUGAUACAAAGAUUUGAUGAACAAAACAUCGUCUAUUAUGUACAAAAUGAAAAUACCUGAAAAUACUUAAAAGCUAAAUAUAUACUUACAUAUAUUAAUGUAUGUACAUAUAUAUACAUAUAUGUAUAUCUAUCUAUAUUACAACGUGCGUUCCAAAGUAAGUAGGUCUUUUUGAAUCUAGUGCCCCUUGGUGCGCCAUCUAUAUGUCGACUGGUGCGUUAGAAUCUGCUAUCUUUAUCGAUUGUCCAGUGAGAAUUUCAUGACAUUUCAUUGAUUGGAAAUGAGGUUAUUGCGUUUUAAAUGUCAGUAUGUUUGUGUUAUCGGUGCGAAAUUGAGCUUCGAACUAAGAGCCAACAUUAUUUUUUUUUUUUAAUUGGUAAAACUUUUACCUAAACGUUUCAAUUGAUGAAACAAGUUUAUAGCGAUAAUUGCCCAUCCCGUAGCAGAGUGCACGAGUGGUUUCAACGUUUUCAAAGUGGUCACAUGUUGGCCAAUCAAAAUCCGUAAUCACCGAAAAUUCUAUCGAAACUGUGCAUGAAUUCAUCAAAAAUUAGCCGAAAUCGUCAUUGAAAUUCAUGGAAAUGAAAUUGAACAUCUCCAAACAUCGAUUUAUCGCAUUUUGACCGAACAUUUGGGCUUACGAAAGGUGUGUGCACGGUUUGUUCCGCACAAAUUGGCUGACGACCAAAAAUUGCUCAGAAUCCAACAUUCGAAGGACGAUUAUUUGACCAAAAAUCACAUUUUUACCAUUAACUACUCCCCGUAUUCACCUGACAUGGAACUGUGCGACUUCUUCCUUUCGGAAAAAUGCAUUUGCCCAAAUUAAGAAUAAUCCUCAGUUAUUAUAUAGAAAUAUAUUUCCCUUGGAUUCCUCAUAGGUUUCUUUAUUUAAAUAUAUGUAUAUAUUGUAUGUUUACACAUUGGACAAUAUAUUACUAGCUAUGCCUAUGAUUAUAUUUAAACUGAGAACAAGUGUUUUAUGCGCGUCACUCUUUUAUAUCAGUGCAGUCAACUCGUGUCGGCAUCUGAUUGGCUAAUUCCGGUGGCAUCAAGAAUGAUAGAAUAUAAGAUUACGACACUAGUUUACCGUUAGUUUUUUUCGGUUUAGCUUUUGACAGUUCUUACAAAAACAAAUACAUUGUGCAACAAUUUCGUGACGUCACACUUUUGCGUUGAGAAGAACAAGCAUAGAAAUGCAUACAAAUUGUAAACAGAAAAGUAAACACUUUUGGAAAUUCCCAAAAUAAUAUUAAUUCAUUCGUCUUUGCAGGAAAAAUUUCAGUGGAAUGUUUAGAAUAUUGUUGCGAGAAAAGAUAUAUGUAAGUAGUUUUAGGCACAUCCACAAUAAAUAGAGUAGCAUGUGUGGAAAUUGUUCAAAUGAAGAAAACCAGUGAAAGUGUAAUUUCUAAGCAUAAAUAUAUUAAUUUUUUAAAAUGAAAUGUGCAGUGGCUUGUUGUAAUAAUUAUUAUGCAAUUAAAGGAUCGAAAACGAGUUUUUUCAGUUUUUCGGCCGAUUUAAAAGUUGCCAAAAAAAUGGGUGUUAUUUUGCAAAAGAAAUGAUAUAUUUAAUACUAAAUCCUUUUUAAUUAAUUAAUUUCACAAUUCUUUUAUCAUAAUUUCAUACAUCUGAUACAUCUGAACUUAUAAUAUAUGUAUAUAUUUAUAUACAACACAAGAAACGUCUUCUCCAUUUGAAUCACAACUUAAUAGACAAUUUUAUUAUCAAUAGGCCGAUAUAUUUCUUUAGAAAUGAUUCACAUCUUUUCACUUAACAAUAUUCAAUCGCUUCACUAAAACUUUUCAUUAAAAUCGAAAGAAUUAAUAAUAUUUUGCGAAUUUACAAAAGUGUUCACUUUUCUGUUUACAAUUUGCAAGCCAUUUGAUAGUCUUUCACUCUUGUUCUUCUCAACACGCAACUAUGACGUUUCAUAAUGGCGGUUGUCGUAAUCUUGUAUUCUAUCAUUCUUGGGUGGCGUGGCAUCUUGGAUAAUGUCAUGCUUGUUGCUGUUGGUCACGUGGUGGCUGUACAUUCUUGUGCGAUAAUGCCCCUCCAUGUGUCUGUGUGUUGAUCACGUUGCACAUGCGUGGUGUGGUAUUUGGCUUGUUGUUAUUGGUCACGUGGUGGCUGUACAUUCUUGUAUAAUGAUGCCCCUCCAUGUGUUUGUGUGCUUUGUUCACGUGGUCUACUGUUGCUAUGUUGUAUAUAUGUGUAGUGGUUAGAGAUGAGCGAUAUUGCGAUUUUUAAAUCACUGUGAUUUCAGUGAUUGCUAUUUUUAAAUCACUGUGAUUUUAUAUUGCUAUUGCGAUCGCAACUAAGUCGACGUUCAAACGUCGUUGUUGUUGUUGUAGCGGCAGAUUCUGCCAAUUUGACACUGUUUGGCCGAAUAAAAGUCCGGGUCUGUUCCACUUACCACUUACGUAGGUUUUCCGCCUUUUCUUUCACUACAUUUUCGCAAAUAUUGGAGCGGUUCGGCUACCUGACACUUAGAGCGUAUUGCAUAGUUCAUUUGUAUGUUGGUAUGAUGGUUUCACACAUUUCUUAGAAGGAAUUACCAUUAGUGUGGUUGAUAAUUUGUUUGUUUAGAAUACCCGCUUUUAAUAUUUUCAAGACCAAAUAAUUAACGCGAGUUUCCUAAUCUUUGGGAAAAUAUUAAAAACCCGUAAUUUUUUUAUUCCAUCAUUUUUUCUGAAAUUAAUUAGUUACAAUUCUUGUUUUCAUCACAAAAUGCUUUAUAUAAGAACGUUACACUCAAAACUUCAAACCGCUAUGACGAAAAAUAGCAUAUACGAUAUAUACAAUACCCUGAAGAAAGUUGUUACUUUUCUGCUAUUUGCUAUUGUGAUCGUAAUUCACAGGUUCGAACUGCGAUCACAGUUUCGAACUGCGAUCGCAAUCACUGGUUCGAAUUGCGAUCACAAUUCACUGGUUCGAACUGCGAUCACAGUUUCGAACUGCGAUCGCAAUCACUGGUUCGAACUGCGAUCACAGUUUCGAACUGCGAUCGCAAUCGCAGUUCAUAGAAGCGAACUGCUAUUUAUAAAAAGUGAUCGCAGUUGCGAUUUGCGAUUUUUCAAUCACAGUGAAAAAAUCACCGGUAGUGAAAUAUCGCUCAUCACUAGUAGUGGUAGGUAAUAUGAGUCAUACGUGUAUGGCUGGGUGUUAACUCCCAUGAAAGGAAAGCGUUAUGCAGACGUAGAGGCCAUUCAAAAGGCUUGCACCGGCAUACUGGCGGGCAUACCGGCCAACGAGCUAAAAUAUUCGUUCGACAUGCUUUUGGACCGUGCAAAAAAGUUGAAGCAGAAGGAGACUAUUUUUAAUAAAAUAAUUUUUUUUAGAUUUUGUUCUGUUUGCUUUGGAACGCUCCUUGUAUAUUUAAGAUGGAAACAAUCUGAUAUUUGUAUGUAUUAUCGGUAAAUUCACAUAUAAUACACAUACGAAAUACUAGUUUUAGGCUUAUAAUUUCAUAAUUUGUUUCAUCUGUAACUGUACAAAUAUAUUUGUUUCCUGCAUUCGCUUUACAUGGAGAACUGACUA